AUGGCGUCACAGCGCGAUGUAGGAUUGGCCGUAUUGUACGGAACUGUUGAGCUCGUUUGCCAGACUUUCUUCUAUGGUGUAUUUUGCAUUAUGAUGCCAGUCUCUUUGCAAAUCCUUCUACGUAGAGGGCUAAAAUCACGAACGAAUAAAAUCAUGUUUAGUGCUACGAUUUUCAUGUUCUGCACCACCACUGGAUAUUGGAUAGGAGGAAUUGCCAGCGUCAUCUCCCUGAUUAAGAGCCGCCUGCUAUCCCCAAGACCCCAAGACCCAGCGAUUUCUCUACCACUGUUCCGUGCUAUUGUUCUUCUUAACUAUAUUGUCACGGAUGGGGUUGUUAUCUGGAGAGCUGCGGUAUUAUGCAGAGACACGGGUAGGAAGACUAUUGUUAUGUCAAUCGUAUUUCUCAUUUGCGCCUCAGUCUCAAUCCUGCUUACUAUCGCUCUCAGGAUCGGAACUACUAUACUUGGAUCCGACAGAAGUGCCCGCCUCGAUGCCAUUGUCGAAGUAACACAAGUGGUAAAUCUAGCAUUGUCGUUCCUUGCCAACCUAUCCGCAACAUCAAUAGUUUGCGUCAAGGCCUGGAGAUACCGUAAGGACCUUGGUCAGGGAUUUAACAGACGGACGAAAGUCGAACGCAUCUUUAUAAUCCUUAUCGAAUCGGGGCUCCUAUACUGCUCUUCUGGGAUCCUGGCUAUCAUUGCUUCUGUUAUCCGUCUUCCUCAUGGGACGCUGGGUGAUAUAUAUACGCGUAUUCAUGUUCAGAUUGCUGGAAUAUAUCCGACCAUCGUUCUUGUUCUGAUAAGCCAACAGCGUACACUUGAAGAAGGCGUUUUCUCUGCCGGUGGAAUGACCGAUGGUGUUCAUGAAGCUCCCGUAGAGUCGAUGAACUUCCGGAACAAUCCUGCCUUAACAGGCUCGACAAUGACUGCUAUAGAUCACAACGAAUGGGCAAUAGAUUCCUGUAUCUCGGGAUCUUAG
Messenger RNA from Fomitiporia mediterranea MF3/22, 978 nucleotides. RefSeq lists its product as uncharacterized. The record is from RefSeq and is a predicted model, not a curated record. The transcript is spliced from 7 exons. Lineage: Eukaryota; Fungi; Basidiomycota; Agaricomycetes; Hymenochaetales; Hymenochaetaceae. Bases 1 to 978 code for a protein of 325 amino acids.